Molecule: messenger RNA, 2073 nt
Organism: Pygoscelis adeliae (Adelie penguin)
Lineage: Eukaryota; Metazoa; Chordata; Aves; Sphenisciformes; Spheniscidae
Gene: GRAMD1C
Product: GRAM domain containing 1C
Biological process (GO): intracellular sterol transport
Cellular component (GO): endoplasmic reticulum-plasma membrane contact site; plasma membrane; endoplasmic reticulum membrane
Molecular function (GO): sterol transfer activity; sterol binding
Source: RefSeq, a predicted model, not a curated record
AUGAAGUGGAUCAUGGUCUUAUUAGCCAGCUACUUGCCGAUUCAGAGGAGACACUUAGUUCGUGCACAGAGAAAAUGCAGGGUCCUGCUCAAUAUAGCUGGAGUGCUGACUGGAGCUUUUGGCUCUCAAGUUCCACUUACAAAUAUAGGAGCGAGGAAUUCAAGAGACAGUUUUCUCAUCUGCCAGACUCGGAGAGACUCAUAGUAGAUUACGCCUGUGCACUCCAGAAGGAUAUCCUGCUGCAAGGACGCUUGUAUCUCUCUGAAAACUGGCUCUGUUUCCACAGCAACAUUUUCCGAUGGGAGACCACAAUUUCUAUUGCCUUGAAGGAUAUCACUUUCAUGACAAAGGAGAAGACUGCUCGGCUCAUUCCAAAUGCCAUACAAAUAGCAACAAAAGGAGAGAAGUUUUUCUUCACGUCAUUCAGUGCAAGAGACAGAAGCUACCUCAGUAUCUUCCGCUUAUGGCAGAAUGUGUUGCUGGAUAAGAGGCUGACCAAGCAGGAAUUCUGGCAGCUGGUGCACCAGAGCUAUGGCUCUGAACUGGGCCUGAACAGUGAGGAAAUGGAGAGCUUCCACUCAUCGUCUGAGGACAACGGGCAGCCUCGGUCCAGCAUUUGUGAUGAUCCUGGAGAAAGGGAUGAAAAACUACCUAAAAUGAUUGGUUUAGUUCGGGAACCCACACUUCAAACAGAAGGGGAGUCACUCAAUAGCCACGUGUUGCCAGGAUUGGAAGAGUCCCCAAGUGAGAAGCAAAUAAAGAGCCCUCUUCUGUAUUCAGAAAGAAAACCUGUUAAGCUAGUCAGGCGCAGGUCUUUAGAAAAGUCCUUGGACCUGAAUGAGAAUGAAAAUCUUCCAGAGAGGAGCAGUGCCUCAGAUAGUGAAGAAGCAGUGAAGGAGAGUGUCUCUGAGAAUGAUCUCUAUGGGAGACUUUUUAUAAACAGAGUUUUCCACAUCACUGCAGACAAGAUGUUUGAAAUCCUUUUCACCAAUUCUCACUUCAUGCAGAGGUUUCUCAAUUCCAGGAGUAUAGUAGAUGCUGUAUCAACCCCUUGGAAUAGAGAUUCCAGUGGCAAUCAGUUGAGGACUUUGACAUACACUGUAACGAUUAACAAUCCACUUUGUGGGAAGUUCACAACUGCAACUGAAAAGCAGAUCCUGCAUAAGCAGAGCCAGAAAGGUCAGUCUUAUCAGGUGGAUGCUGAGGUUCUGACUCAUGAUGUCCCCUACCAUGAUUAUUUCUACACUGUGAACAGAUACUGCAUCAGCCGCGCAUCCAGUCACAAGUGUCGAUUACGGGUUUCUGCAGAAGUAAAGUAUAAAAAACAGCCCUGGGGCCUUGUCAAGUCUGUAAUUGAGAAGAAUACCUGGGGAGGAAUACAGGAAAACUUCAAACAACUUGAAUCAGAUCUCCUAAUGGAGGAAUAUGCAAUUAAUCAGUCCAUAGAAGACUCUGGAAAAUUAGUUGCCCUGAGACGAAGACGACGCACUUUACACCGGAGUCUGGCAGAAUCACUUUUUUUUUCUUCCCAACACUCCUCUGGUGACAUGGGAGUGGAGUCCCAGGGCAGCAUAAUAGGAAGGAAAAGAGAUGCUGUAAGUAGGACCACCACCAUCAUUGUAGUAAUGAGUGUCUUUUUGCUGCUCUUGGUCUUGCUGAAUAUAACACUGUUUCUCAAACUGUCAAAGAUAGAGCAUGCAGCUCAGUCCCUCUAUCAUGUCCAGCUUCAGGAAGAAAGCUCUUUGAACAUAUCCCCAGAAAUGGUAUCAAAAGAGGAGAUCCCUCAAUAUGAUAAGGAACAGGUUAAACAUGUGAAGGGAGUUUUAAGAGACUCGAUUGAAAUGCUUGAGCAGCUAAAAAGCUCCCUUUCCAUGCUCCAAAGAAGCUUUGACCACUUGAACAGGACACAGAGCGGCAAGACUGAGAGUUAAUACCCACAUCUUGAACGGAAGGCUGAUGUCGGAAGAAAAGAUGCGUGUGUGAGGACUUGUGGGUAGGGAUUGUAACUGUCACCUUCGGACUCUUUACUGUUUGGCUGAAAAGCUGCAGGGAAUAAAGGUUUCUGGAAGAAGU